AUGAUGAGAAAAAGAACUUUUGCAGUAAUCAUUGGAAAACACGUUGAGUCUGGAAUAUCUUGUCGGAUGGUGAACAUCACAAAAACUUUAUAUGAAGCUGAUGUCUGUGAUGAUAAAUGUACUUUGUUGAAACAGUCAUUGCCGGUACAUAUUAGUGAGAUCAUUUUGAAAGCUGAUUAUGCAAAAAAGUUUACUACAGUCAAAUCACUGACCUCUGAUCAGCACUUGGCGCUCUAUACUGAACAAACGAAUAAAAAAAUGAAAAAUUUCCAAAGAAUUCAACUUCAUUAUCAUGCAUCAUGUUGAAUCAUCAAAGCCGAAUGUUUCAUUCUUGCUUUGAAUGAAGGAACGAGGGA
This is a messenger RNA of Clunio marinus, 356 nucleotides long. Lineage: Eukaryota; Metazoa; Arthropoda; Insecta; Diptera; Chironomidae. The record is from the annotation of a GenBank genome assembly.